UACGACAUAAAAAGAAACUUCCAUAUUGCACUUUAGUCAUAAUUUAUUCGAUUUGUGUCACAUUCUUGCUGCUCUUUUUAAAUUUGGGGUGGUGCUUUUAUCAUAAAGAGUACGAAUAUGGGUCACGAGUCCUGUGAACUCAUAGGGUGAAGGGAAAGUCAUCCAAUUAUACGAUUUCCGGGUGAAGUCGCUACGAUUUUCGAAAGUUUAGCAUAAUUUUGCUUUCGUUUUUUUCUGUUUUAAAUUUAUUAUUAACGCGUAAUUAGGUUCUGCAUCCGAAUGCUUAACUCGUAGCUAAUCUACAAAUGGGAUUUGAAAGCUUACCGAAUCCAGAAAAUAACACCUGCUGUCCUGAUACGCGCAUGAAAUGACAAGAAGGUGUCAUACCAUCUCUUCAGUAUCUUCCUCAUGACCCAUUUACUCUUCCAGUUACCUGAUUGGCUCUUCGGUGCUUUAUGGAAAUCCUUUCUCCGGCUAUAAAAAUGUAUUUAGCUUCCCAAGUUGCACGAAAAGUGGACAAAAUUUGACCCGAAACAUGAAAGUGCUUUUGAUAUUGUUAAUUGCUGUCAGUUUAGCUUUGACAACAAAGCUAAGGAGAAAAAGACAAGCAUACGAACUCCCUGACGGCGCACAUUUAUUAAUUGGUUCGAUCAGAACAAAUUUCUUUUGCGAUAAAGAUGGUUAUUUUGCUGAUGUAGAAAAUCAUUGUCAAAUUUUCCACGUUUGCCAUACAUCAUUCGAAGAAGGGAAAGAGCCAAGAACUCGACAGUGGAGUUUUAUUUGUGGAAAUCAAACAAUAUUUGACCAAUUAACUCAAACAUGUGCUUUCCCAGAAGAUGCGGUUCUUUGCGAAAGAGCACCAGAAUUUUUUUAUCUGAAUGAAAGAAUUGGAGACCCAAAUGCAUUAUUCUUAACAGAUCAAGAUAUAGUAAGAGCGGAAGCAGCAAAAGCUGACCGACCAUUUCAACCUCCACCGCCACCUCCAAGGAUUCCACCGCCAAGACGACCAGGAUUUCAGGGAUAAAAUUUAAAAAUUUAUAUUAAAAAUUCGGUGAUGGCAUUUUCCCAUUAUAAUAUAAUAUUAUCUAGCUAUUGAGCAAUUGUAAACUUUGA
Messenger RNA from Centruroides sculpturatus (bark scorpion), 1113 nucleotides. RefSeq lists its product as uncharacterized. NCBI's taxonomy places the organism in Eukaryota, Metazoa, Arthropoda, Arachnida, Scorpiones, Buthidae. The coding region runs from base 536 to 1024 and encodes 162 amino acids. Gene Ontology annotation, cellular component: extracellular region. The record is from RefSeq and is a predicted model, not a curated record. Gene Ontology annotation, molecular function: chitin binding. The transcript is spliced from 5 exons.